AUGCGAAAGAAGGCCGAGAAUCGCGGCAUGGACCUCCUCCUUAUUGAUACAGGAGAUAGGAUAGAAGGGAAUGGACUAUAUGAUGCUUCUGACCCUAAAGGACGCUACACUGCAGAUAUAUUCAAAUCACAGCACAUCGACGCACUUUGUUCUGGAAACCAUGAGCUAUAUAAGCGAGCUUCUUCAGAGAAUGAAUACUUAAUUACCGUUCCGAACUUCAAUGGUGAUUAUAUAUCCUCAAACAUCGAGAUAAUAGAUCCAAAAACGGGUAACCUUGUACCAUUGGCUCCGAAAUUCAAAAAAUUCUCUACGAAGGUACGCGGCAUUCGAAUAAUGGCGUUUGGUUUUCUGUUCGACUUCAAAGAAAACUACAACAAUACUGUUGUACAGCCUGUGGAGGAAACAAUUAAAGAGGAUUGGUUCCAACACGCCAUCCAGGAUAAAGAGGUGGACCUCUUCCUAGUGGUCGGACAUGUUCCUGUGCAGUCCAAGGAGUACGACGCUGUUUUCAAAGCAAUUCGGGGCGCCAAUUGGGAUGUACCCAUUCAGUUUUUUGGUGGCCAUCAUCACAUUCGAGAUUACGUUAAGUACGAUUCCAGCUCAUACGGUUUAGCGAGCGGUCGAUUUAUGGAAACCGUAGGUUUCAUGUCUAUCAGUGGUCUCUCAUUUGGAGGAAAUAAAUCUACCGUGCCUUUAACAUUUAACCGCAGAUAUAUUGACAACAACCUCUGGUCGUAUCGUCACCAUACAGGCCUAAAUGAAACAACCUUCCCUACAACGGAAGGAAAAGCUGCCUCCAACAUGAUCUUCAACGCUCGUCGGGCUUUAAAUCUUGACAGGCUUUAUGGCUGUAGCCCCAGGGAUCUAUGGAUGUCUAGAGCCAAAUAUCCUUCAGAAAGUAGCAUUUACUCGUGGUUGGAAGAAGAAGUACUUCCAGAGGCUCUUGCUGGCGAGAAGCCAAGUCUGGCCCUAGUGAAUACUGGAGCUAUACGAUUCGAUUUAUUCAAGGGCCAAGUUACGGAGGAUUCAUCGUACAUAUUAUCCCCAUUUACGGGUGGAUUUCGCUACACCAAAAAUAUUCCUUACGAGAAAGCUACUAAAAUUUUAGAGGUAUUGAAUAAGGCACCUCGCAUCCUCACCCAAAUGGCACACAGCAACACAUCUUUUUCGACAUUUUUAGUCCCACCUGAGCAAUUAUCUUUAGACAGCAAUUGGGAUAAAACUCUAAAAUCGGACCAAGUCAGGUUUGAUAAUUCAAAUUAUAUGCCUCCCGCCACAAACCUGAUACCUGGCUAUACGACGAAGGAUGCUGCUGGGACUGAUGGAGACGAUACCAUACAUUCUCCCAUCUCCUUUCACCGCUUACCAAAUUGUAUCCAAGCCUUUAUUCCUUCUUCCAAAUCAAAACACAGGUCCAUAAAACCAGAAAAUGUUGACCUCAUAUACCUAGAGUUCAUCGAGCCCUUUAUUGAUAUAGCUGCAAAGUUUGUUGGGUUGGACUUCGACAUCAAAAAAGAUACGCAUGAAUACAUGCCUGGUUCAAGCUUACGAUCAAUACUGAUAUCCUGGGUGGAAAAGAAUUGGAAAUGUGAAAACUGA
Molecule: messenger RNA, 1599 nt
Organism: Ophidiomyces ophidiicola
Lineage: Eukaryota; Fungi; Ascomycota; Eurotiomycetes; Onygenales; Onygenaceae
Exons: 1
Coding region: 1-1599 (532 amino acids)
Biological process (GO): nucleotide catabolic process
Cellular component (GO): cytosol
Molecular function (GO): hydrolase activity
Source: RefSeq, a predicted model, not a curated record